UGUAUUGUGUUGGCCAAAGUAAGACAUAAAUAAGAAGAGACGUAACGGGUAUUAUCGUCAUUUAUGAUCUGGAUUUUGUCCUAGUUUUUCCCACUUUCCAUUCAGGUUCAGCUCACGACACCAAAAUUCAUUCUUAAAACGCACCACACAACACCCACCCUUUCAAAGCGCUGCGCCUGUGCUCUCUCCACUACUCUCUCUCUCUCUCUCUCUCUCUCUCUUCUGCAAGCUUCCUUUGGCGUUGUUUUGUUCAUCAAUUUGGGGUUCUUUGCUCCAAUGGCUGCUUCUGGAUAUAUAUCUGCUGCCAACUUGAAUUGCCAGCUUGGCGCCAGACACAUAUCCAAUCCCAAGCUGGGUUAUGCAGAUGCCAGAAUUGCGUUGUCGUUUGGUGGUAGCGACUCUAUGGGCGUUAGUGUGCGACCCGCUUCAGUUCGUGCUUCUAAGAGGAACCAUUUCUCUCCUUUGCGUGUCGUUUGCGCCGAUUAUCCACGACCGGAGCUUGAAAACACCGUUAAUUUCAUCGAAGCUGCUUACUUGUCUUCCACCUUUCGUACUUCUCCGCGUCCACUACAACCGUUGAAGGUCGUUAUUGCCGGUGCAGGAUUGGCUGGUUUAUCGACUGCAAAAUAUUUGGCUGAUGCUGGGCAUAAGCCUAUAUUGCUGGAAGCUAGAGACGUUCUAGGUGGAAAGGUUGCUGCAUGGAAAGAUGAGGAUGGAGACUGGUAUGAAACAGGUCUACACAUCUUCUUUGGGGCUUACCCUAAUGUGCAGAACUUAUUUGGAGAACUUGGCAUUAAUGAUCGGUUACAAUGGAAGGAGCAUUCCAUGAUUUUUGCUAUGCCAAGUAAACCCGGGGAGUUUAGUCGAUUUGAUUUUCCCGAAAUCCUUCCAUCCCCGUUAAAUGGAAUCUGGGCUAUAUUGAGGAACAACGAGAUGCUGACAUGGCCAGAGAAAGUCAAAUUUGCAAUUGGGCUUCUGCCAGCUAUGCUUGGUGGACAGGCAUAUGUUGAGGCUCAAGAUGGUCUUUCUGUUAAAGAAUGGAUGAUAAAACAGGGUGUUCCUGAUCGAGUAACUGAUGAGGUGUUCAUAGCAAUGUCGAAGGCACUAAACUUCAUCAAUCCCGAUGAACUUUCAAUGCAAUGUAUAUUGAUUGCUUUAAACCGAUUCCUUCAGGAAAAACAUGGUUCUAAGAUGGCAUUUUUGGAUGGCAAUCCCCCUGAAAGACUUUGUAUGCCAGUAGUUGAUCAUAUUCAGUCAUUGGGUGGGGAAGUUCAUCUCAGUUCACGCAUUAAAAAAAUUGAGCUAAAUGAUGAUGGAACAGUGAAGAGCUUCUUACUAAGUAAUGGGAAGGUGAUCGAGGGGGAUGCUUACGUGUUUGCAACUCCAGUGGAUAUUCUGAAGCUUCUUUUACCUGACAACUGGAAAGGGAUUCCAUAUUUCCAGAGAUUGGACAAAUUAGUUGGAGUCCCCGUCAUAAAUGUUCACAUAUGGUUUGACAGAAAACUGAAGAACACAUAUGAUCACCUUCUCUUUAGCAGAAGUCCCCUUCUGAGUGUAUAUGCUGACAUGUCUGUAACUUGCAAGGAAUAUUAUGACCCAAACCGGUCUAUGUUAGAGUUGGUUUUUGCACCAGCUGAAGAAUGGAUUUCACGUAGUGAUGAAGAUAUCAUUGAAGCCACGAUGUCUGAGCUUGCCAAACUCUUUCCUGAUGAAAUUUCUGCCGACCAAAGCAAAGCAAAGAUUCUCAAGUACCAUGUUGUUAAAACACCAAGGUCGGUUUACAAAACCGUUCCAAAUUGUGAACCUUGCCGUCCGGUACAAAGAUCUCCUAUUGAAGGUUUCUACUUAGCUGGAGAUUACACAAAACAAAAAUAUUUAGCUUCAAUGGAAGGUGCUGUUCUUUCAGGGAAGCUGUGUGCACAAGCUAUUGUACAGGAUUGUGAAGUACUUGCUGGUCGAGGCCAGAAAAGAAUGGCUGAAACGAGUGUUGUCUAAUAGAAACAACAGAAACAAGAAUUGAAAAUAAAUUAUGGUAUAAAUACAGGAGUAGCAUCACUUCAGUCCAAGCUAAGAAACCAGGGAAGAAUAAUCUACAAAGAACAAAUGGCAUGUGUCAAUAUUGUAUUGGAACGAAAUUUGUCAUUAUUCAAACUUGUACAUCCAAGUUUUCUUUUCUUUACAUUUUUUACUUAGUAGCAAAUUAUUUCCA
This is a messenger RNA of Vigna unguiculata (cowpea), 2209 nucleotides long. RefSeq names its product phytoene desaturase 3 (gene PDS3). The record is from RefSeq and is a predicted model, not a curated record. Gene Ontology annotation, biological process: carotenoid biosynthetic process. Lineage: Eukaryota; Viridiplantae; Streptophyta; Magnoliopsida; Fabales; Fabaceae. Gene Ontology annotation, molecular function: phytoene dehydrogenase activity. Gene Ontology annotation, cellular component: chloroplast thylakoid.